Messenger RNA from Girardinichthys multiradiatus, 1636 nucleotides. RefSeq names its product goosecoid (gene gsc). Gene Ontology annotation, molecular function: RNA polymerase II cis-regulatory region sequence-specific DNA binding; DNA-binding transcription factor activity, RNA polymerase II-specific. Gene Ontology annotation, cellular component: nucleus. The coding region runs from base 266 to 979 and encodes 237 amino acids. Lineage: Eukaryota; Metazoa; Chordata; Actinopteri; Cyprinodontiformes; Goodeidae. The transcript is spliced from 3 exons. Gene Ontology annotation, biological process: regulation of transcription by RNA polymerase II. The record is from RefSeq and is a predicted model, not a curated record.
UUAAUUCAAUUAAUUCUCAAUACACAAACCCGCGGCCCUUCAACCUGGCCAAACGCUGCCUCUGCGCCGUGACGUCACUGCCUAUAAGAGCAGCCCCGCGCGCAGCAGUCCGCAUCCUGAACCAGAACUUGCGCCGCUGCGCGUGCAGAGGAGAGUAGAGCGCAGCGCGUCACCAUGUCGCCUUCAGUCUAAACUUUCUUUCCUCUUCUUCAGGAGUUUUGAUCCCCAGUUUGAUCUAGUUUUUCCUCCUCCGCGCAGCCGCGUGAUGCCCGCCGGGAUGUUUAGCAUCGACAGCAUCCUGUCCGGACGGCCGAGCUCUAAGGAACCGCUGCUGCUGCAUCGCAGCGGCCCAGUGGUGCUGCCCACCGGCUUCACGGACGCCAUCUACACCGACUACAGCGGACUGUAUUCGGCUGCCCGCGGACCGUCUCCGCCGGGGCUCCACGCUGUGAGCGGGGCGAGGAUCGGAUAUAACGGCUAUUACUACGGACAGCUGCAGGUCCAGGGGCCCGGAGGAGGUCCGCCGUGCUGCGGGGCCGUGCCCGGCCUCAGUCCGCAGCAGUGCCCCUGCAUCCCUUCAGGUUACGACAACCCGGCCUCGGUGCUUCUAUCCCCGGUUCCUCACCACAUGAUGUCCUACAUGAACAUGGGCAGCCUGUCGCGGACCGAGCUGCAGCUCCUCAACCAGCUGCACUGCCGCAGGAAGCGCAGGCAUCGAACCAUCUUUACCGACGAGCAGCUGGAGGCUCUGGAGGGACUCUUCCAGGAGACCAAGUACCCGGACGUGGGAACACGGGAGCAGCUGGCCCGGAAAGUCCACCUGCGGGAGGAGAAGGUCGAGGUGUGGUUCAAGAACCGACGGGCCAAGUGGAGGCGGCAGAAGCGCUCCUCCUCGGAAGAGUCGGAGAACUCUCAGAAAUGGAGCAAAAAAGCGGAGAAAACGGACGGGACUAAAAGCGAUGCGGACUCUGACAGCUGAUGGAGACGGGGGCGCGCGCCGCGGCCACGUGAUGUGAUGUUGCACAGGUGUACAUAUCGUUUUAUUAUUGACUGUCUCUGUGAGGCCUAUUUAUAUUUAAUUUAAACUCCCUUUAUGUCGUGUUUAAAGCGCGCGGACUCGCGGUGCACCAUGUGACAGCAUGUGGAUGUUUGCAUUUCAUUGGGAAUAAGGUGACAUGAUUAAAGUGUAGCGGGAGAAGGCGCUCUAUGGCUUGUGUCUGAAAGGUGACGUGCGCACACGCGGGCGCGCUCACGGCGUUGGUCUGACUGAAACUAAAAAUUCAGCAGCGUUGGUUUGGGUUUGGAUUUUACAGCAGAUAAAAUGUUAUCUUAAAGUUGAACCUGUUUGACAAUUUUCAUUUAGCAAAUUAAAAAUAGCUAAAUUACCUAAAUUUUAUCUGCGAAACAAGAAAAUUUACCCAUGCUAAGAAAUUAAAAAUCAGCGUAAAAGAAACCCAGCUGAUGCUGGUUUAUGUUGCUUUUUAUUUAUCUGUUCUUGUAAAUAUGAUUAUUAUAAUAAAUCUUAUUUAAUCUCUCAAUUAGAGUGUACAAUAUCCAAAUUUCUGUCAUGGAAAAGAAACAAAAUAAAUUCUUGCACAUUGGUUUCCAGAAAUUAAAAACUUGUUGUUUGUGCAAA